Molecule: messenger RNA, 3377 nt
Organism: Cataglyphis hispanica
Lineage: Eukaryota; Metazoa; Arthropoda; Insecta; Hymenoptera; Formicidae
Product: blood vessel epicardial substance-like
Exons: 8
Coding region: 1-1071 (356 amino acids)
Cellular component (GO): sarcolemma
Molecular function (GO): cAMP binding
Source: RefSeq, a predicted model, not a curated record
AUGUGGAUCUGCUUCGACCCAACAGAAAGCCGAGUAGGCUGGGGUACUUCCAUUUCGUUUGUUGUGCUUCUAUACUGGACCUCCAUUACUAUCGAUGCUAGUUUAACGAAUGCAGCCGCAUCCAAUGUCCCACAUAGUACCGUUACGUCUGACGUAUCGCUACCAUCGUCGGCACACCAUGAUAACGACGAAUGCAGGAAUGUGACCACUGACAAUAGAGAGGGUACUGGACUGUCAGUGGUCAGCCAUGGAUCCGGUUAUCCUCAUUCGCCGAUAGUGCCUCCAUCUUUUCUGUACGGAGCUCUUACCUGCCAACCCUAUCAAGGAAUUUAUGUCAACCACAUCUACUUUCAACUUGCAAAUGCCUUCUUCCUAUUGUCACACCUUGCACCAAGCGGCAUACAUGGUGUACUUUAUUUAAGGUGCACUCUACUUGUGGGUUGUGCCUUUCUUGCUUUGUGGGGCUGGACAAUAGCUUGCUGGCUGGAUGCUGCUCUCUGGAAUGCUCUCUUUGUUACCAUCAACUUCGUCCAUGUAUGCACGCUUCUUUACAAGCUCAGGCCUAUCAAGUUUACAAGGGAAAUUGAAGAGGUAUACAUUGCAGUGUUCCAGCCAUUAAGGGUUUCUCGUCAUCAAUUCAGAAAAGUAUUAAAUUGUAUGAAGGUCAUUCGCCAGUUGAAAUAUCAAGAAGUUUAUGCACAAGAAAAAGUGACCAAAGUUGAUUCUUUAUCAUUGGUGCUGUCGGGAAAACUAGUUGUUUCACAAAGUGGAAGAGCAUUGCAUAUUGUCUUCCCACAUCAGUUCCUGGAUUCUCCAGAAUGGUUUGGUGUUUCAACAGACGAAUAUUUCCAGGUAUCAAUAACAGCUAUGGAAGAAUCAAGAAUAUUAUUAUGGCAUAGGGACAAACUAAAAUUAAGCAUAAUUAGCGAUCAAUUCCUGCAGGCAGUGUUUGAUCACAUUUUGGGAAGAGAUGUAGUUAAGAAAUUGAUGCAGGUCAGUGAAACAAUGGCUGCUAGCAAUCAUCAGCAGCAAAAUGGACAGAUAAUUGGUUUGGGUGGAAUCGAGCCUUAGAAAAUGAUGCUGAUACAAAACUUUUUGUUGUAAAAAGACUGGUGACAGUCAAGGCAUUACUGCUCUCAUUAGUCGUCAACUCCAAGAAGAGAGAAUGCCGCUCCUGUACACGAGCCAAGAAGUAUUGAAUAAUACUUUACACCAUACAAACCCUCUAAUGUAUAUCAUCUUAUAUACUCCCUUCACAUCCUAUGUCAUACAAUGCUCAGACUUCACUGUAAUAUCCUUUUACACCAAUUGUGCAAUCUCGCACAAAAUCCUAUGUGCUGUACAUGUUAUGUUCCUGCAAUGGAUGCGUGUACAUUAUACAAAUGUCAAAGAGUAACAUCAUUUAUUGUUCUUCCUGGGUAUUGCAUUAAAAGCUGCAGGAGAUCCAAAUGCUUGGAGAUUGGGAAGAAUUGAAGAGACUGAUCAUGAAACACCUGUUUAAUGGAAGGAUUGUUAAAUCGAUGUCAUCCUCGACAGUCAAUAUAAAGUAACACCGGUGUUUUUACAUAAUACGAUUACACAACAAGCUGAUAUUCAUUGUGACUAAAAAAAAAUGGCAUGUUGAAAUUGUGCGUAAAACAAUUGAAGAUUCUCUUGCCAAUUAAUAAUUUUCCCAAUGACUAGUCAACUGUAUGCGAUAAUAAGAGGAAAUUCCAUCGUUUUGUAGCAUAUAAUGAAUUCCAAUCUAGUUUAUAAACCAACUAACAAUAAGUUUAUGCUUCCAGUAUAUUUGUUGGGUAUGCUUGAGCAUAUUUAAUUUAAGAGAAUGGGGCUGUAUUUAUAAUUUACUUUAGUCAAAUCGAUAUGUAUUCUGUGAUGGAUGAAUAAUGGAUUAAGACUUUACAAGUAUGCAGGUGUGUUUAUGAAAUGAGGGUGACAUGUUUCGCAGUGGCGUAACUUGUGUCAAUGUGAGGUCUGUGAUGUCACGGAGGGAUUUGAUAGAAGUCAGGGAGGCCUAAAGAAACUUCUUUCCCAUACCCAGAAAUAGUGCCUUUUUACUUACACUUCCUUUCUUAAUGUUUCCAUGGAGAAAAUAUGUACAAUAUUAUAAUAUGCGCGACAUAUAACAUAUAUAUGAAUUAUAAUAUAUUUAUCCAAUGUAUCUAGUAGAAUUGUCCAAAUAUCGCUGUAUUACAUGUUUGAAGGUCCAUGUUGUGAUACUGUUAAAAAUCCGGUGUUCACAUGAGUGAAAGAAGCACACGAAGUUACGCCAUCAUUAAUACAUUGGAUAUUAAAGUGCGAUGUGUAAAGAACAUUGUUGCGAAAUUUACAUCGCUACAUUGCUGCUAGAGAUGCCGAAUUGCGUGCAACUUUCGAUAUUUAACGGAAAAAUUAUUACAAGUUACUAUACAGAGUAACAUUGUGAUCAUAAAUAUAGUGCGUUCAUUCAGACGUUGAUUAUUAUUGUUGUAUUUGCUUGCGAAUGAUAUGUAUAAUGAUUAUUCUAUAUUAUUUUUUCCUGAAUUAGUGAAAGUAAAUAUUUGAAUAUUUAAAAUGUGUAUUGCGAGCGUAAAACGAAUUGAAGAUAAUUAUUUAAAAGAAAAAGUCAAUAACUUACGAUCGAGAAAAAAUAGAAAUACAGUAAUCAAGGAAAAUAAUCUUAAAACGAAAAUCUCGAGUUUAACGAUUAAAAUUUCAAUAGUCAAAUAUAUAAUAUUUGACUAUAUAUAAUAGUCUUAGACUUUAUAGUCUUAGACUUUAUAUAAUAGUCAAAUAUAUUUAAAGAAAUAAUCCUUUUGGAAACAACUUUGUUCAAUCUUGGAAAUAUCACAUUAAAACAUUAGAAAGUUACUAUAAACAAAACAAUAUUAUAACCACUUGAGAUUGUAAUACUUUAAGAAGACUUUUUAUAUGUAAGAUCAUAAUUCUGCUAUAUUUCGGGUAUUACCGAUAAUUUAUCGCAGAUUCUCUAUUAUCAUACACACAUAUACAUACCAAUAUUUUGAACACUGGGGAUAUCAUUUUACGUAGCAAAAUAUUAAAAUAUAGGAAUGCCUUUUGAUAUAUAUAAGUAUGGAAUCCUGGACCAUAAAAUUUAAUCCUUUUUGCAUAUAUGAUCUAUAUAUAAAGAGAGACAAGUUUACAUUACUUUCCAUAUGAAUGUGUGAAUUAUAUGUUACUGAAUCUUUGUUGUUUAUCGUCUCUUAUUGUUGUUAUGAUUAUUUUUGUACAGGGAAUUGUUUUCUAGUAUUAUAGUUAAGGAUAUAAAAAGAAUGGUUGAUGAGACAGAUGGAGAAAAUUUAAAUCACACAUUGAAUACAAUAAGAAUGAGUAUAAAGUGGCAAUGCGAAUAAAGAAAGUUAGUUUUAGAGAUAGAA